AUGCUUCGGCUAACGGGCCUCGUACCCCGCCUCAACCUCCCCGUCCCCGUGUCGCUCUUCGUCGUGUACGCCAUCUGCCUCACGCCGAUACUCGUGCUGCUCUACGUCGAACUUGCAAAGCGACAAGCUCGAGCCAACCCCAGAGGAUGUCGCCGGCUAGGACUGCAGAAUGUCUCGAAUAUCGCGGAUGAGCACGACUACGACCAGCAGGGCUUCCAUAAGCGGGCCACCAAUGGCGUGGGCGACAAGGAGAAAAAGAUCAAAAUCAAGGCACUGAUCACAUACCCAAUCAAGAGCUGCGCGGGGGUGGAAUUCAACUUCAUCGAUGCCGUCAACACGGGAUUCGCGUAUGAUCGCCAAUUCUGCUUUGCGGAAUUCAUUGAAAACAAGAAGAAGGCCGACGGCGAUGAGACAGGCGCCGCGAAUGGCCGCUGGGAUUGCCGGACGCUCAGGGACGGCAAGUUCAGCAAGAUGGCGCUCAUCCGAUCCGAAAUCUGGAUCCCAGAUCCCUCCUCGCCAGCAUUCUCUCCCAGGCUGCCUGAAGUUCAGUCUCAGGGUGUUCUAGUGAUCCGAUAUCCUCGCAUCACGGACAGCUUUUUCACCAACCUGGGGAUGAAACUGGGCCUCUGCGCCUCGGACGAAUCAUUCCAGGUACCACUUCACCCACCCAAAGACGGCUCAUACCCGUCCAUCCCCAUCCGCAUCUUCUCCGACACCCCCCACGCGUACAACUACGGCGCGCACGUACCGGCCUCGCUCUCCACGCUCCUGGGCAGCACCAAGCCGCUCUCGCUCUUCCGCUCGGACGCCAACUUCCCUCGACCGGUGCGCGGCAACGCGCCGCCGGCGGACGUGCUGGGGUUCAAGCCCACCAUGGGCUUCCCGGACGAGUACCCGCUGCAGCUGCAGAACAUCGCCAGCAUCCGCAACAUGGGCGAGCGCGUCAACUACGCCAUCCCGCGCUUCACCGUGCGCCGCUUCCGCCCGAAUAUCGUGCUCGAGGGCGCCGAGGCGUAUGCCGAAGACGACUGGAAGCGCAUCCGCGUGACGCCCGGCCGCGAGAGCCGGGUCUCGCUGGCGGGGGACAGGGGCGGCGAGCGGGAGAAAAGCGUGGAUAUGUUCGUGUCGUGCCACACGGUGCGCUGCCGGUUGCCCAAUGUCGACCCUGAAACGGGCGAGAGACAUGCGGUCGAGCCGGACAAGACGCUGAGAACGACGAGGGAUAUCGACGCUGGUGCAGUGGGCAAAGGGUGUCUGGGGAUGAUGCUGGUUCCUGUUUCCAAGAGUGAGUGGCUUUUCUUCAUUCGUUUUUUGUGCUGGAGAGUGGUCAUACUAACCUGGGGUGGUGCUCUAGAGUUUGUACUUCAUGUGGGCGAUGAGAUUGAGGUGUUAGAAAGAGGCGAGCAUAUUUACCUAGCUGCUUGA
Messenger RNA from Ophidiomyces ophidiicola, 1425 nucleotides. RefSeq lists its product as uncharacterized. Lineage: Eukaryota; Fungi; Ascomycota; Eurotiomycetes; Onygenales; Onygenaceae. The transcript has a single exon. The coding region runs from base 1 to 1425 and encodes 474 amino acids. Gene Ontology annotation, molecular function: molybdenum ion binding; pyridoxal phosphate binding; catalytic activity. The record is from RefSeq and is a predicted model, not a curated record.